UUGUGAAUUGCUUCGACCUCUCCACUCCUUCAGACAUACACAUCCAUCGCAAAAAUGGCAGCACGUAGCGCCGCCCUCAAGCUCGACUGGGCCAAGGUCACCCAAUCCCUCGGCCUGCGAGGCCAGACCGUCACCUCCCUCCAGGCUUUCAAGACGCGCAACGAGAACGCCCGCCGAAAGGUCCAGCAGCUCUCCGAGCAGGCCACCACCGUCGACUUCGCCCAGUACCGUUCCACCCUCAAGAACCAGGCCGUCGUUGACGAGAUCGAGAGGCGCUUCAAGGAGUUCAAGCCCUCCACCUACGACCUGAGCCGCCAGCUCAAGGCCAUCGAGGCUUUCGAGGUCGAGGCUGUCAAGAACGCCGAGGCCACCAAGGAGAAGGUCGACCUCGAGCUCAAGGACCUCGAUGCUACCCUGAAGAACAUCGAGACUGCCAGGCCAUUCGAGGAGCUUACCGUGGACGAGGUUGCUGCUGCUGAGCCUUCCAUUGACGAGAAGACUGCCAAGCUGGUUUCCAAGGGCCGCUGGUCAGUUCCGGGGUACAAGGAGAAGUUUGGCGAUUUGUCCGUACUAUAAACGACAACGCCUUGCGUGUAUUUCCUUCCCCUUUGUGUACUCUAGCAUUGUAGAUAGGAGAACUGGGAGCGGACAUUGCAGAAACAAGCUGCGGAAUUCAGACAAAACUUCUAAUUCGA
Molecule: messenger RNA, 695 nt
Organism: Truncatella angustata
Lineage: Eukaryota; Fungi; Ascomycota; Sordariomycetes; Amphisphaeriales; Sporocadaceae
Product: ATP synthase subunit D
Exons: 4
Coding region: 55-576 (173 amino acids)
Biological process (GO): proton motive force-driven ATP synthesis
Molecular function (GO): proton transmembrane transporter activity
Source: RefSeq, a predicted model, not a curated record